UUGUAAAUGUUUAUUAUUAAAUAGUGAUACCGGUGACAGUGUCACCGUUUUCUUGCACUCUUUCACACCACGCACACCUAUAACCGAAAUACAAUAGCGGUAUAUACCUAACACAGAUCCUAAUCCCUUCCACCACUACACUUUCAAGUCUUAGCUCUCCAAUUGUAAAUGCUUGGAGUUGAGAGCAAUUCGUAGAUGCAUUUUGCCGGAGGAAUAAACGCUAUAUAAAUUGGUUCUUACCACUAACAACUCUACCUCUUUGAAUUCUGUUCGUUAAAUGCCACCAGAGUCACAAGUAUUGGCACACCUCACAGCUCCCUGUCCAGGAUUUCCUGGAAUGCCAAAUUGAAUUGCAUAAUUAUUUGGACCUUAAACUACUUCAACUCCAUAGGUUGCCCCAAACCCAGUAGAAGUAAGAUAAGUUAAAAUGCUUCUGACAUUGUCUUCAUCAUCCAUACUUCCAUCUUCUCAUGUUCAGCACCUCAAGCUAAAUGAUUUGAUAUUCCAAAGAAAUCCUUUGCCAAACCCAACCUGCACUUUUUUUCGUCACAAUAUUCCAAAAAAGUUCUUUUCUGCAAUCAAGAAUAUUCCCAUAAUUGUGAAAAACAAACCACCAAGUACCUUGAAGUUGAUAGCCAGAGAAUGCAUCAGCUCCAAUGCAGAGUUGUUUGGUGAGGAAAGCAAGGUCACUGAUGAUUGGAGGGAUCAAGAUCUAGAAGAGAUAGAUGACAUAGGAUCCCCAUGGGAAGGGGCUGUUAUGUAUCAGAGGAACCCCUCCAUCUCACAUGUGGAGUACUGCACCACCUUGGAAAGGCUGGGAUUAGGAAUUCUUUCAACUCAAGUUUCCAAAUCUCGAGCUUCCUUGAUGGGACUACGGGUCUCAAAAGCCGUGAAGGAUUUUCCACUAGGAACACCUGUUUUGAUAUCUGUUGACGUGACCAGGAAGAAGCAGAAAUUGAGGCUAGAUGGGAUCAUACGGACGGUUAUCACUCUCGGUUGCAAUAGGUGUGGCGAGCCAGCUGCUGAAUGCAUAUAUUCCAACUUCACACUUUUGCUAACUGAAGAACGCAUGGAAGAACCUGAGAUUAUAAAUAUGGGUGUUAUUUUUGGGGAAGAUAAAUUUAGGGCUUUUGGGAGUAGCAAAGAUGAGGAGGAAGAUGACGAAGAUUCAGUUGAUUCCGAUGAUCGGCUGUAUUUUCCACCUGAAGCAAAGACCAUUGACAUUUCGAAGAACAUAAGAGACCUUGUACAUUUGGAAAUUACCAUUAAUGCACUUUGUGAUCCGGCGUGCAAAGGCUUAUGUCUUAAAUGUGGAGCAAAUUUUAACAGCAGUAGCUGUAAUUGUAGCAAAAAGAAGGUAAAGGAGAAAAAUUAUGGCCCUCUUGGAGGGUUGAGAAAGCAAAUGGAGCAAAAAUGAUUUUAGGUAUAUUGUUGGUGAGUCAUAUUAGAAAUAUUGUUUCAUUGUACCAUUUGUUGUAUACAAUCCUUUUAGGUCAUGUAAGGGAAUGGUGUAUCAAUUGUUCUGUUAUUUCUUUGUUAUAUAUGUCCUACACUUACCAAAUGCGUAUACCAAAUCCACCAUCCCAAAUGAGGUGACACAAGCAUCCUGAUUGAACAUUAAUGGGAUUCACCUAUUUGAC
Ilex paraguariensis (yerba mate) is the source of this 1640-nucleotide messenger RNA. The record is from the annotation of a GenBank genome assembly. Lineage: Eukaryota; Viridiplantae; Streptophyta; Magnoliopsida; Aquifoliales; Aquifoliaceae.